AUGGCGGCGGAGAUUUUGUACACAAUCCACUUUUAUGUCUUAUUUUUGCUUUUAACGGUUCGGAUUUCUUCUAGUUUUAUCGGCAAUGGUGAUAACUACCGACGGAUGUAAGUUGGAUAGUACAUUUUUGUUAUACAGUAAUAAAGUGCUAUAAAAGGUAGCUAACGUUAGCUAAUCUUUUGCUCACUAGCUACAGUAAAGUAGUAACUUUACGUUACUGUAAGGCGUUAGUUUACUAACGAAAUUAUCAAUGCGUCAGUUAGCUAACUUCUGUUUGGAGCCAGUUCACGGUAUUUUUAUCCGCUAAACUGCUAGAUAGCAAGUUAUAUAUUUUAGCUAGUUGGUGAUUUCUAGCAUUUUGGAUAUACGCGUUGUUUGGGUUUCUAUUUAUAGCGCGAGCCAUAUUGUAACGAUGACCAAAAAUCUAUGAUACUAGCUAUCAUUUACACAUUUUUUGGGCCCCAACCAACAAUGCAUACUGUAGCGACAUUAGACUACACCAGGGUUCUUCAAUUCCGGUCCUGGAGGGCCGAAACACCUCUGUUUUUCAUCCUCUCCUUCUAACCAGUGGCUAAUUCAGACCUGGGACACCAGGUGAGUGCAAUUAACUACCAUGUAGAAAUAAAAAACAGAAGUGUUUCGGCCCUCCAGGACCGGAAUUGAAGAACCCUGGACUACACAAUUCCUUGUGGUUGUGGUGGGUGUGAUUUUGAACUAGGGGCAUACAGUCCUGGUCAAAAGUUUUGAGAAUGACACAAGUAUUGGUCUUCACAAAGUUUGCUGCUUCAGUGUUUUUAAAUAUUUGUGUCAGAUGUUACUAUGGUAUACUGAAGUAUAAUUACAAGCAUUCCAUAAGUGUCAAAGGCUUUUAUUGACAAUUACAUUAAGUUUAUGCAAAGAGUCAAUAUUUGCAGUGUUGACCCUUCUUUUUCAAGACCUCUGCAAUCCGCCCUGGCAUACUGUCAAUUAACUUCUGGGCCACAUCCUGACUGAUGGCAGCCCAUUCUUGCAUAAUCAAUGCUUGGAGUUUGUCAGAAUUUGUGGGGUUUUGUUUGUCCACCCGCCUCUUGAGGAUUGACCACAAGUUCUCAAUGGGAUUAAGGUCUGGGGAGUUUCCUGGCCAUGGACCCAAAAUGUCGAUGUUUGGUUCCCCGAGCCACUUAGUUAUCACUUUUGCCUUAUGGCAAGGUGCUCCAUCAUGCUGGAAGAGGAAUUGUUCAUCACCAAACUGUUCUUGGAUGGUUGUGAGAAGUUGCUCUCAGAGGAUGUGUUGGGACCAUUCUAUAUUCAUGGCCGUGUUCUUAGGCAAAAUUUUGAGUGAGUCCACUCACUUGAACAGUCUCAGGAUGCUUUACUGUUGACUUUUUUCCAGAUGCCCCAAACAAUCGGAAAGGGUAUUCAUCAGAGAAAAUGACUUUACCCCAGUCCUCAGCAGUCCAAUCCCUGUACCUUUUGCAGAAUAUCAGUCUGUCCCUGAUGUUUUUCCUGGAGAGAAGUGGCUUCCUCGCUGCCCUUUUUGACACCAGGCCAUCCUCCAAAAGUCUUCGUCUCACUGUGCGUGCAGAUGCACUCACACCUGCCUGCUGCCAUUCCUGAGCAAGCUCUGCACUGGUGGUGCCCCGAUCCUGCAGCUGAAUCAACUUUAGCAGCAAUAUCCUUGCCUGUGAAGCCUUUUAUUGUGCAAAGCAAUGAUGACGGCACGUGUUUCCUUGCAAGUAACCAUGGUUAACAGAGGAAGAACAAUGAUUUCAAGCACCACCCUCCUUUUAAAGCUUCCAGUCUGUUAUUCUAACUCAAUCAGCAUGACAGAGUGAUCUCCAGCCUUGUUCUCGUCAACACUCUCACCUGUGUUAACGAGAGAAUCACUGACAUGAUGUCAGCUGGUCCUUUUGUGGCAGGGCUGAAAUGCUGUGGACAUUUUUUUUUUUGGGAUUAAGUUCAUUUUCAUGGCAAAGAGGAACUUUGCAAUGAAUUGCAAUUCAUCUAAUCACGCUUCAUAACAUUCUGGAGUAUAUGCAAAUUGCCAUCAUAAAAACUGAGGCAGCAGACUUUGUGAAAAUUAAUAUUUGUGUCAUUCUCAAAACAUUCGGAAAGUAUUCAGACCCCUUGACUUUUUUCACAUUUUGUUACGUUAAAGCCUUAUUCUAAAAUGUAUUACAUUAUUUUCCCCCCUCAUCAAUCUACACACAGUACCUUAUUUACGUAAGUAUUCAGACCCUUUGCUAUGAGACUCGAAAUUGAGCUCAGGUGCAUCCUGUUUCCAUUGAUCAUCCUUGAGAUGUUUCUACAACUUGAUUGGAAUCCACCUGUGGUAAAUUCAAUUGGACAUGAUUUGGAAAGGCACACACCUGUCUAUAUAAGGUCCCACAGUUGACAGUGCAUGUCAGAGCAAAAACCAAGCAAUGAGGUCAAAGGCUCCCAUAGAGCUCUAAUUAAAGGUCAAGGGGUCUGAAUAAUUUCCGAAUGCACUGUAGUUAGGCUUAAGUGUUUGGGUUUUAAAUUUUUUGUGAUUAAUGGCAGUGGGUAAGUAAAACCCAAACUGUUAUGGCCCAGAGAUUCCUUUCAAGGUAUUUGGGGUAAACUUGUGUAAUUAGGUGAACUGUCAUACCGGUACCCAAGAGGCAUCUACUGAAGAUGCUGAGAUAGCUAAGUCAAAUAGUGCUGAAACAAAUCUAAACUGAACUCUACUCUGUGCUGGUAAUCCAGCCAUAUCAACUAUGAUUAAAUAUUGAUUAUGAACUAAGAUAUCUCAGUUGAGACUUCCUUUUUUGGGGAGGGGGGGUAGAUCAGCUUAAUAUUGCAGAUAGAUUGUAACUUCCAUCAAUGUAAUUGUCUGCAUCACUUCCAAUCCCCCAUGUUUAAAAAAAUAUAUAUACAUAUAUACAUACAGUGGGGAGAACAAGUAUUUGAUACACUGCCGAUUUUGCAGGUUUUCCUACUUACAAAGCAUGUAGAGGUCUGUAAUUUUUAUCAUAGGUACACUUCAACUGUGAGAGACGGAAUCUAAAACAAAAAUCCAGAAAAUCACAUUGUAUGAUUUUUAAGUAAUUAAUUUGCAUUUUAUUGCAUGACAUAAGUAUUUGAUACAUCAGAAAAGCAGAACUUAAUAUUUGGUACAGAAACCUUUGUUUGCAAUUACAGAGAUCAUACGUUUCCUGUAGGUCUUGACCAGGUUUGCACGCACUGCAGCAGGGAUUUUGGCCCACUCCUCCAUACAGACCUUCUCCAGAUCCAAAGAUUUUCUAUUGGGUUCAGGUCUGGAGACUGGCUAGGCCACUCCAGGACGUUGAGAUGCUUCUUACGGAGCCACUCCUUAGUUGCCCUGGCUGUGUGUUUCGAGUCGUUGUCAUGCUGGAAGACCCAGCCACGACCCAUCUUCAAUGCUCUUACUGAGGGAAGGAGGUUGUUGGCCAAGAUCUCGUGAUACAUGGCCCCAUCCAUCCUCCCCUUAAUAUGGUGCAGUCGUCCUGUCCCCUUUGCAGAAAAGCAUCCCCAAAAAUUAUGUUUUCACCUCCAUGCUUCACGGUUGGGAUGGUGUUCUUGGGGUUGUACUCAUCCUUCUUCUUCCUCCAAACACGGCGAGUGGAGUUUAGACCAAAAAGCUCUAUUUUGGUCUCAUCAGACCACAUUACCUUCUCCCAUUCCUCCUCUGGAUCAUCCAGAUAGUCAUUGGCAAACUUCAGACGGGCCUGGACAUGCGCUGGCUUGAGCAGGGGGACCUUGCGUGCGCUGCAGGAUUUUAAUCCAUGACGGCGUAGUGUGUUACUAAUGGUUUUCUUUGAGACUGUGGUCCCAGCUCUCUUCAGGUCAUUGACCAGGUCCUGCCGUGUAGUUCUGGGCUGAUCCCUCACCUUCCUCAUGAUCAUUGAUGCCCCACAAGGUGAGAUCUUGCAUGGGGCCCCAGACCGAGGGUGAUUCACCGUCAUCUUGAACUUCUUUCAUUUUCUAAUAAUUGCGCCAACAGUUGUUGCCUUCUCACCAAGCUGCUUGCCUAUUGUCCUGUAGCCCAUCCCAGCCUUGUGCAGGUCUACAAUUUUAUCCCUGAUGUCCUUACACAGCUCUCUGGUCUUGGCCAUUGUGGAGAGGUUGGAGUCUGUUUGAUUGAGUGUGUGGACAGGUGUCUUUUAUACAGGUAACGAGUUCAAACAGGUGCAGUUAAUACAGUUAAUGAGUGGAGAACAGGAGGGCUUCUUAAAGAAAAACUAACAGGUCUGUGAGAGCCGGAAUUCUUACAUUUCUUACUGGUUGGUAGGUGAUCAAAUACUUAUGUCAUGCAAUAAAAUGCAAAUGAAUUACUUAAAAAUCAUACAAUGUACAGUUGAUGUGUACCUAUGAUAAGAAUUACAGACCUCUACAUGCUUUGUAAGUAGGAAAACCUGCAAAAUCGGCAGUGUAUCAAAUACUUGUUCUCCCCACUGUAUCUACUAGUUCUAAUGUAUCCAUGACAUUCACGAUUUCCUUAAGAGCAUGUGGGUGAUUGUUUGUGGUGUGAUUUCCUUUACGGUCCUUUGAGCUAUUUAAUACAGUAUUAUAAUCCCACACCAUAAUAAUAUUGUCUUGAAUUGCUUGCAGGGUUGAUAAUUUAUUAUAUAUAUUGUCAAAGUGUGGAUCAUUAUUAUUUGGUCCGUAAAUGUUAAUGAGCCAUAUCUGUUUAUUGUCCAAUAACAUAUUUAAAAUAAUCCAUCUACCUUGCGUAUCUAUUUGGACAAUUUGCACAUUCGGAUCGAAAUUACUAUUAAUUAAUAUCAUCACCCCUUUUGAAUUUCUUUGCCCAUGGGAGAAGUAUAUUUCGCCCCCCCCAUUCCUUUUUCCACGCAACUUCAUCUAGAAUUGUUGAAUGAGUUUCCUGUAAACAAUAGAUAUUAUAUUCCUUCUCUUUGAGCCAUGUAAAUAUUGUUCUUCUUUUGUUAUUAUCAGCUAAGCCAUUACAAUUAUAACUGGCUAUACUUAUUUCACCAUAUACCAUAAUGAGAUACAAGUUUCAAAACUAUUUAUCAUUAUAUAUGUUUGUAAAUUUACCAUGAAAAAAUACCGUAAUGAUUGAGUGUCCAUAUAGCUGUACCAUGAUAUUUGCAUUGCUACUAAGUAUCCCUUCAAUUGUUCUCCACUAAUUCCCCCGCUAAAGCCCCUCCCCAUCCCAAGUUGAGCCGUCAUCCCAUUGAUCGGCAUCCCACCCACAUCCCUCCGGAUCCCUAGGGCCCCGAGAGGCCAGGACCCAUUUGAGACUUCCUUGCAUAGGUCAGUACUCCAUAGGACUCUGACCAAGUCAGGACCAGUCAGUAUUUCUUUAGGGUUGUUGGCCUGAGCAGGACGCUGUGCAAAUCUGUUAUUGAUUUUUGAAUCUCUGUUUACAAUUUCAGUUUGUUUGUAUGAAUCUCACCUUCUGUGUCGCUAUAGAAAAAUUACAAAACAUACCGUCUCUGUUUUACUUACCUCUUCCCAGGUAUCCCUGGAACUGAACCCUGAUCUGAACUCCUUGCUGACACCGCUGCCCCCUGGUGUUGGCUUGGUCCAUGUGCGGGCGCUGGGCAAAAACACAACACUGCAUUACCUCCUCUGCAACCAUUUACAUUUUACAUUUACAGUCAUUUAGCAGACGCUCUUAUCCAGAGCGACUUACAGGAGCAAUUAGGGUUAAGUGCCUUGCUCAAGGGCACAUCGACAGAUUUUUCACCUAGUCGGCUCGGGGAUUAGAACCAGCGACCAGCAACCAGCAACCAGGGGGCGCAAGCAUUACUACUGGUGCACACGAGCUCCACUUCAUCCAAGGUGGAGGUAGACUGGCCUGCCUUCCUGGUACAAAAUACCACAGGCAGCCUGAAAGUGACUCCAGAGAGCAGUGUUCUGUGCAGCAACGCACUCGUCUUUACCAGGGUGAGUCAUCAGCAGUUCUAAAUUGGUGGUCAUCUUGUUCAUAAGUGUCAGUUGAGGUGAAAAUUUGAGUGGCUGAUACAGGUCACAUGACCGUAUCUCAUCCAAAUGCAUAAACCAUAAAGACAAGCGAGAUGCUAGGUUUUGAACCAUAAUCCAGGUUAUUGAAAGUAAUCAUUUGCGUGGUCCAAAAUUCAAGCUCUAGACAUUUCUUGUAGAUCAUAAAUGUUUUGAUGGUUGUUAGCAAUAUGGUAAUAGCUCUAACAAACACCUGGGUAUUAACAAGGGGUUGAUUUCAGACUGGGCAAAGCCAUACAUAACUAAUUCACUAAACCAACUUAUUUGUCUCGUCAGCUGUGGGAGUACGACGAUGUCAACGACACAGCCGACCCGGAGCACAUGCCCCCCUCCAGCUUCUUCCAGCCCUACAAGCUGCAGAAUUUCACCUGGGACGACCUGAACAAGACACUGGACCCCACGGCCCACACCGCCCUGCUCUGUGGAAGAGACGCCAGCGAGAGCUUCAGCAACGGCUCGCUCUGUCUGAAGGUAGGUGGAACUGCAUCAUCUAAAGCCUGGAUGAUGAAAUUAGGCAUUGCCUAUCUACACGAGAUUCAGACCUACAGUGGGGGAAAAAAGUAUUUAGUCAGCCACCAAUUAUGCAAGUACUCCCACUUAAAAAGAUGAGAGAGGCCUGUAAUUUUCAUCAUAGGUACACGUCAACUAUGACAGACAAAUUGAGAAAAUAAAUCCAGAAAAUCACAUUGUAGGAUUUGUAAUGAAUUUAUUUGCAAAUUAUGGUGGAAAAUAAGUAUUUGGUCACCUACAAACAAGCAAGAUUUCUGGCUCUCACAGACCUGUAACUUCUUCUUUAAGAGGCUCCUCUGUCCUCCACUCGUUACCUGUAUUAAUGGCACCUGUUUGAACUUGUUAUCAGUAUAAAAGACACCUGUCCACAACCUCAAACAGUCACACUCCAAACUCCACUAUGGCCAAGACCAAAGAGCUGUCAAAGGACACCAGAAACAAAAUUGUAGACCUGCACCAGGCUGGGAAGACUGAAUCUGCAAUAGUUAAGCAGCUUGGUUUGAAGAAAUCAACUAUGGGAGCAAUUAUUAGUAAAUGGAAGACAUACAAGACCACUGAUAAUCUCCCUCGAUCUGGGGCUCCAUGCAAGAUCUCACCCCGUGGGGUCAAAAUGAUCACAAGAACGGUGAGCAAAAAUCCCAGAACCACACGGGGGGACCUAGUGAAUGACCUGCAGAGAGCUGGGACCAAAGUAACAAAGCCUAACAUCAUGCUUUGGGGCUGUUUUUCUGCAAAGGGACCAGGACGACUGAUCCGUGUAAAGGAAAGAAUGAAUGGGGCCAUGUAUCGUGAGAUUUUGAGUGAAAACCUCCUUCCAUCAGCAUGACAAUGAUCCCAAACACACCGCCCGGGCAACGAAGGAGUGGCUUCGUAAGAAGCAUUUCAAGGUCCUGGAGUGGCCUAGCCAGUCUCCAGAUCUCAACCCCAUAGAAAAUCUUUGGAGGGAGUUGAAAGUCUGUGUUGCCCAGCGACAGCCCCAAAACAUCACUGCUCUAGAGGAGAUCUGCAUGGAGGAAUGGGCCAAAAUACCAGCAACAGUGUGUGAAAACCUUGUGAAGACUUACAGAAAAUGUUUGACCUGUGUAAUUGCCAACAAAGGGUAUAUAACAAAGUAUUGAGAAACUUUUGUUAUUGACCAAAUACUUAUUUUCCACCAUAAUUUGCAAAUAAUUUCAUUAAAAAUCCUACAAUGUGAUUUUCUGGAUUUUUUUUUUUUUACAGGCCUCUCUCAACUUUUUAAGUGGGAGAACUUGCACAAUUGGUGGCUGACUAAAUACUGUUUUUCCCCACUGUAUGUCUGGAUCCACUCAACUGAUUGCAUGGGACAUUCAUUUAUUUAUUAAAUUUAACCUUUAUUUAACUAGGCAAGUCAUUUAAGAACAAAUUCUUAUUUACAAUGACGGCCUACCAAAAGGCCUCCUGCGGGGACGGGGAAUUUAAAAUAUAGGACAAAACCCACAUGACAAGAGAGACACCACAACACUACAUAAAGAGAGACCUAAGACGACAACAUAGCAUGGCGGCAACACAUGACAACACAACAUGGUAGCAACACCACAUGACAACAACAUGGUAGCAACACCACAUGACAACAACAUGGUAGCAACACCACAUGACAACUAAUCUCAGAUAGGGGGGAGUGAGGCCUAAGAGGGUUUUAUAAAUAAGCAUCAACCAGUGGGUCUUGCGACUGGUAUAAGGAGAUUACCAGUUUACAGAGGAGUAUAGAGUGCAGUGAUGUGUCCUAUAAGGAGCAUUGGUGGCAAAUCUGAUGGCCGAAUGGUAAAGAACAUCUAGCAGCUUGAGAGCACCCUUACCUGCCGAUCUAUAAAUUACGUCUCUGUAAUCUAGCAUAGGUAGGGUAGUCAUCUGAAUCAGGGUUAGUUUGGCAGCUGGGGUGAAAGAGGAGCGAUUACGAUAGAGGAAACCAAGUCUAGAUUUAACCUUAGCCUUCAGCUUUGGUAUGUGCUGAGAGAAGGACAGUGUAUCAUCUAGCCAAACUCCCAAGUACUUUACCUCCCGAGUGGCGCAGUGGUCUAAGGCACUGCAUCGCAGUGCUAGCUGUGCCACUAGAGAUCCUGGUUCGAAUCCAGGCUCUGUCGUAGCCGGCUGCGACCGGGAGACCCAUGGGGCGGCGCACAAUUGGCCCAGCGUCGUCCAGGGUAGGGGAGGGAAUGGUCAGUUGGUAGAGCAUGGCGUUUGCAACGCCAGGGUUGUGGGUUUGAUUCCCACGGGGGGCCAGUAUGAAAAAUACAAAAAUGGAUAAGAGCGUCUGCUAAAUUACUAAAAUGUAAAAUGUUGUAUGAGGUGACUACCUCAAGCUCUAAACCCUCAGAGGUAGUAAUCACACCGGUGGGGAGAGGGGCGUUCUUCUUACCAAACCAAACCUUUGUUUUGGAGGUGUUAAGGGCAGAGAAAGCAGAAAAAGCUUUGAAGUUAGAAAGCUUUGUUGUAGAGCGUUUAACACAAAAUCCAGGGAGGGGCCAGCUGAGUAUAAGACUGUAUCAUCUGCAUAUAAAUGGACAUGGACUCAUCUCUACAUUAGACCAGGUCUGAAAAUGUCUGACAGACUUAGAUUUUAUCACUUAAACUUGGUUACUGAAGUGAAGUGAGUAUUACUGAUCAGUGAAAUUUGAUUUAUUUUAUUACAUGUUAGCUAGCCUGUAUUCAACUAUUAUUUUCCUAUCCUAGUUCUCAGCCUUUGAUUCUGAGGGGCGGGACCAAGGCUGGCCCAGCCUCCUCCACAACGCUAACUCCUCCCAGCUGAGGGUGGGGCUGGACGGCGUGGCCCCGAGGUCCAAUCGCUCCCGCUUCUCCCUAGAGCUACAGGCCGUGGGCGGCACCCAGCCCAUGGCCCUCCUGUAGCUCAGUUGGUAGAGCAUGGCGCUUGCAACGCAAGGGUUGUGGGUUCGUUUCCCACGGGGGCCAGUAUGAAAAAUGUAUGCACUCACUAAUUGGAAGUCGCUCUGGAUAAGAGCGUCUGCUAAAUGACUAAACUGUAAACUGUAAACUGAUGAACAGAGUGGAUGUGCUCAGGUCAAUAGAUGACGGAUACACACCCUCCAUAUUCAAGGUAAUGUGUGUGCUGUAGACAUGCAGUUAUACUGUAGUAAAUGUUACUGAGUAACAGAGUAUUUAGAUGUUUAUAUUUCAACUCAUUUUGUGUGGUUGAUCAUUUAUGGUUGAUUCAUUGUUCUAAACCUCUCUCUGUAGACUGUCACUGACGCUUUCAAAUUCUACGAUGAUCUUGUCUUUCCUCUCCCUUAGGUAUCUCAGUGGGUGUCCUCUCCAGUCAACUCCACCUCCCCUGUUCUUGGCUACGCCCAAUGGAAGCCCGUGGCCUACUGCAGGCCAUUGCCUGUCUUUGACGACGCCGCUCCCUGCUAGCACUCAACCCCUGUCCCCGUAGCCCAGCUUCCCCCCUCCGGCCUGGUGCUGGCUUAUUUUGGAGGGGUGCGUCAGACCACCGGUCAGACCACCCAUUCUACAACACCACCAACUACCUUAGCUGGUAGGUAGCAGUUUACAUCCUAUUGGUUCAUCCUUGCUAUAAUAUGUUUCAUUUUAGCAACUUGAACUGAGUUAUACAGUAAAUUGCAGUUUAUAGCCCCUUCGUUAACCAACUGUCAAGCAUCAACUAUCAAGCAUCUCACACCAUCACCAACUACCUGAAAUUAUAAUGAAAUUGUCAGCACUGAUGAUAUUCUUCCUUCUCUUGCUUUUUCCCUUUCUUAUUCCCUAAUCUUCUCUCCCUCCUACUUCAGGACUGUGUUGGUGGGACUGUACUCACCUCCUGUUGACUCGUUCUCUCCCCUGGUUCUGGUCAUCAUGGCGGUGGGGCUGGGCACUCCCAUGCUGAUCAUCCUGCUGGGUGGGGUGUGUGUGUGUGUGUCCGCAAGAACAGGCCCCAAACGCAGGUCUACGAGCCAAUCAACUGAGGCCAAGCCAGGAUAUGUGUACUUUAAGUCCCGCCUUUAA
Molecule: messenger RNA, 10437 nt
Organism: Coregonus sp. 'balchen'
Lineage: Eukaryota; Metazoa; Chordata; Actinopteri; Salmoniformes; Salmonidae
Source: the annotation of a GenBank genome assembly